Cicer arietinum (chickpea) is the source of this 2105-nucleotide messenger RNA. Its product is annotated as probable serine/threonine-protein kinase PBL7. NCBI's taxonomy places the organism in Eukaryota, Viridiplantae, Streptophyta, Magnoliopsida, Fabales, Fabaceae. Gene Ontology annotation, biological process: protein phosphorylation. Gene Ontology annotation, molecular function: protein kinase activity; ATP binding. The record is from RefSeq and is a predicted model, not a curated record.
UUAAAAAUAUAUAGUUAAUUAAUGAGAUUUACAACAUGUUUAAAGCAUGAUACAUCACAAACCUUAAUUUCAGCAAUGAAAGAGCAACAAGAACAAGAGGAGACAAAUGUGGAAACAAGACAGAUUUGGAUACAAAAUCACGACGAUACGAAACAUAUAUGAUCCUCAUAAUACAAUUUAAGCACCAAAUCCAAAUCUGGGGAAUUUUCCAUUAAUACAAAAGAUAACAUCAUUAUCUGCAAAUUCUUCUCCUUUUUACCAACACAACACAUAUGAAGAAUACCACACAUCAUCAUUAUUAUAGUAACAAUUAUAUGUCGUUGUUACAAUGUACCAUUCAACACGAUCAUCAAUCAACGACGUUUUAACCUCUCAGUAUAGGGUAUCUUCAAAGUUUCACAUUUCUGAAGAGAUUCGUUUACGCUUCAUAUUCUUCUUAGAGAUUCAUAGCUUUCAUUUAUGUUUUUUGUUAUCUGUACCCACCCAACAUCUUUUAACGUCAUUGGUGGCUUUGUUUCAUAACAAUACAAGAAAAAGUUUUGUUUUUGUGGUGAACUCUGUUGAUAAACGGUGAUGGGUCGUUGUCCAUGUUUUGGGUCUAGAAAGAAGAGAAAAGGGAAGAAUCUCAAUGAUGAAGAAGAGGAAAGGGAUGUUGAGAAGAGUCUUAAAUCUGUUGGGACUGUCUCUGUCUCUGGAAGAUCAUCAGAACAGAGACCAGAAGCUACUCCAGAAGAGGUUCCUGAUAGUUCUGGUAAGGCUCGAAUAUUUACCUUCAGAGAGCUUGCAACGGCGACAAAAAAUUUUAGGGACGAAACCUUUAUCGGGCAAGGAGGAUUUGGAACUGUUUACAAAGGAAAGAUAGAUAAAAUUAGUCAGUUUGUAGCUGUUAAAAGACUUGAUACAACUGGUGUCCAAGGGGAGAAAGAAUUUCUAGUAGAAGUUCUCAUGCUCUCUCUUCUACACCAUCCCAAUCUCGUUAAUAUGAUCGGUUAUUGCGCUGAAGGAGACCAACGACUUCUUGUGUACGAAUACAUGCCUUUGGGAUCCUUAGAAUCUCAUCUCCAUGAUCUUCCGCCUGAUAAAGAACCACUUGAUUGGAAUACCAGAAUGAUGAUAGCUUCUGGGGCUGCAAGAGGACUAAAUUAUCUGCACCAUGAAGCGAAGCCUUCAGUUAUAUACAGAGAUUUGAAAACAUCCAACAUACUAUUGGAUGAAGAAUACUAUCCAAAGCUUUCUGAUUUUGGGCUUGCGAAAUUUGGUCCGACCGGAGACCAAUCAUAUGUUGCUACUAGAGUGAUGGGAACACAUGGUUAUUGUGCGCCUGAGUAUGCAACUACCGGAAAAUUAACAAUGAGAUCUGACAUAUACAGUUUUGGAGUUGUGUUAUUGGAGUUGAUUACUGGACGUAGAGCAUAUGAUGAUAACCGCGGCCAUGAAAAGCAUCUUGUUGAUUGGGCACGCCCAAUGUUUAGAGACAAAAGGAAUAUUUCGAGAUUAGUAGAUCAACGUUUGCAAGGUAACUACCCUGUAUCUGGUCUAAGGAUGGCCGUCGAGUUAGCAUGUAUGUGUCUUCGAGAAGAGCCACGUCUCCGGCCUGAUGCAGGCGAUAUAAUACUAGCAUUUGAUUACUUGACAUCCAAGCAAUAUGUUUCAAAAGUAUCUGAAAUAGUUAACGUGGUAGGGAUGGAGAACGAUGAAUCCCUGAAAGAAACAUCUGUGAUUUUGACUAAAGACUCUCUAAGAGAGCAAGCUGUUGCAGAGGCUAAGCAAUGGGGGGAGACAUGGAGAGAUAAGAGAAGACAAUGCGGUCAAAAUAGUCCUGAUGAAAUAAGGAGGUAAAAACUUUCUAUUCUCUUGUAUACAUACAUCGUGAUACUGAAGCAGAUUCAACAUAAAAGUCCAGGGAGGAUGAAGAAAAUAAUUUCUUUGAUGCAGAUUAGAAAAAAGUGAAGAAACUUCAAGAUUUUGUUGUAGCUAAAUAAAAUUUGUUGGCUAGCUAUUUUUGAAGAAGUGUUGUUUAGGCAUUUGUGAACAUUAGGCUCAACUUUACAUGUGUUUAACAUAAGUUUUUUUUGGUAUUUAUUUAUGGUUGGUGCAUUAAAAUA